Acanthamoeba castellanii str. Neff is the source of this 354-nucleotide messenger RNA. Its product is annotated as autophagy protein 8 (ATG8), putative. The transcript has 4 exons. Gene Ontology annotation, cellular component: autophagosome; cytosol. Lineage: Eukaryota; Discosea; Longamoebia; Acanthamoebidae. Bases 1 to 354 code for a protein of 117 amino acids. Gene Ontology annotation, biological process: macroautophagy; cellular response to nitrogen starvation. The record is from RefSeq and is a predicted model, not a curated record.
AUGCAGAAGCCAUUCAAGGAGGAACAUUCUCUUGACAAGAGGCGUGAGGUCGCCGACCGCAUCAGGGCCAAGUACCCCGACCGCAUUCCCGUGAUUGUGGAGAAAGCGCCCAAGAGCGAUGCCCCCGACAUCGACAAGAAGAAGUUCCUGGUGCCUGCCGACAUUACUGUGGGCAAGUUCGUGUACGAGAUCAGGAAGCACAUGAAGCUAAGCCCCGAGAAGGCCAUCUUCCUCUUUGUUAAUAACGUUCUGCCCCCUACUGCCGAACUCAUGUCGCACAUCUACGCCAAGUACAAGGACGAGGAUGGUUUCCUCUACAUCACCUACUCGGGCGAGAACACGUUCGGCCAGUAG